Molecule: messenger RNA, 1888 nt
Organism: Lacerta agilis (Sand lizard)
Lineage: Eukaryota; Metazoa; Chordata; Lepidosauria; Squamata; Lacertidae
Gene: SELE
Product: selectin E
Exons: 11
Coding region: 65-1888 (607 amino acids)
Biological process (GO): leukocyte tethering or rolling; response to cytokine; heterophilic cell-cell adhesion
Cellular component (GO): external side of plasma membrane; membrane
Molecular function (GO): sialic acid binding; oligosaccharide binding
Source: RefSeq, a predicted model, not a curated record
GCAAAUUCUACAAAGUCAACUCAAGGGAGGGAGGAAAAAAGCUUUAUAGUCAGUUCCUGCCAUAAUGAAUGCCCUUUGGUUCCUGUCUGCUCUCACCUAUGGACUUUUGUUGCUUAAGGAGAGCACCUGCUGGACAUACCAUUAUUCACUUGAAACCAUGAAUUAUACAGAAGCUGAGAAGUGGUGUAAAACCCACUUUACCCACCUGGUUGCGAUUCAAAAUAAGGAGGAAAACGAGUACUUAAACAAAGAGAUCCCUUAUAAUGGAUCGUACUACUGGAUUGGGAUCAGAAAAAUUGGCAAUGUGUGGAGGUGGGUGGGAACGAACAAGGCAUUGACUGAAGAAGCUAAAAACUGGGCUAAAGGUGAACCAAACAACAGAGGGAAAAACCAGGACUGCGUGGAAAUCUACAUCAACCGAAUACAAGAUGCAGGAAAGUGGAACGAUGAACGUUGCAGCAAUAAGAAAAGGGCUUUGUGCUAUACAGCCUCCUGUAAUCUACAUUCCUGCAGCGGCCAUGGCAAAUGUGUGGAGACUAUUAAUAAUUACACCUGCCAGUGUGAUACAGGAUUCUACGGGCGCAAUUGUGAACAUGUAAUUACUUGUGACACACUGACAAAACCAGAUCAUGGUACCUUAGAAUGCAGUCACCCAGUGAAGGAUUUUAGCUACAACUCGUCUUGUCACGUUCAGUGCACCGAAGGCUACAAAUCUGCUGGUCUGGAACCAGUAUUGUGCACCGAUUCUGGAAACUGGUCUGCACCCACCCCUUUGUGUAAAGUUGCGGAAUGCCAUGCGCUCCAGACACCUGCUCACGGGUUCCUCAACUGCUCCCACCCCUCUGGGAAUUUUGCCUGGAAUUCGUCAUGUGAGUUUGGCUGUAAAGAUGGCUUUGCCUUGAGUGGCUCCAGCAGGCUGCAGUGUCGGGCAUCUGGAGAGUGGGAUGGACAACAGCCAGCCUGUGAAGCGGUGAAAUGUGAAGCGGUACCAUGGCCUGAAAAUGGCUCCGUGAGUUGCUCCCCUGUGGACGCAGAACUGACCUACAACUCAACCUGUGAUUUCGUGUGUGAGCAGGGCUACACCUUAAGAGGAUCGCCUCAAAUUCAGUGCUCAUCCGAGGGACGCUGGUCACAACCAAUCCCUGCAUGUGAAGCUGUGGAGUGUAGUGAACUGAAACCUCCGGCUCAUGGCUUCUUGAACUGCUCUCACGCUUCUGGGAAUUUUUCCUGGAAUUCAACCUGCAAGUUUGCUUGUGCAGAAGGGUUUGCUCUGAGAGGGUCCAGUGAGCUCCAGUGUGGUGCCUAUGGCGAAUGGGAUGGACAGCAACCAGAGUGUGAAGCAGUGAAAUGCGAGUUGCUACGUCAGCCCGAAAGGAGCUUUGUGAACUGCUCAAACCUGGAUACAGAUCCAAGGUACAAUUCAGUCUGCGAAUUUAGUUGUGAGGAGGGCUACACCUUGAGAGGAUCACCCAAAAUUCAAUGCACAUCCAAGGGACGCUGGUCAGAGCCAAUUCCUUUUUGUGAAGCAAUACAGUGUGAAAUACUGACACCCCCUGAGAACGGCUUCUUGAAUUGUUCGGAUCCUGAUAGGCAUUUUGUCUACGGCACAAUUUGCGAGGUCAGCUGUGCAGAGGGAUGGGCGCUGAAUGGUCCCCACAGGCUCCAUUGCCUUUCUGCAGGAAACUGGACGUCAAGUCUUCCCGCAUGUGGAGCAUCUUCAAGAAACGUGACAAUUGCAGCCACAGUCACUUCAGCCUCGUUGCUUUCAAUAGGAUCGUUCCUUAUUUGGCUCAUGAAGCGUUUUCGGAGGAAAGUGAAGAAAUUUUCUCCUGCCAGGUAUGUUGCAUUUAAAAACUUACAUGGAAAAUUCAAAGUAAUAUUUCGUUGA